Scomber scombrus (Atlantic mackerel) is the source of this 2560-nucleotide messenger RNA. It is a transcript of the gene tmem178a, whose product is annotated as transmembrane protein 178a. The coding region runs from base 577 to 1599 and encodes 340 amino acids. The transcript is spliced from 4 exons. The record is from RefSeq and is a predicted model, not a curated record. NCBI's taxonomy places the organism in Eukaryota, Metazoa, Chordata, Actinopteri, Scombriformes, Scombridae. Gene Ontology annotation, cellular component: endoplasmic reticulum membrane. Gene Ontology annotation, biological process: regulation of cytosolic calcium ion concentration; negative regulation of osteoclast differentiation.
GACAUUUUCAUGAUGGCGCUGCUCAGAUCCGAUACUAUUGGCCUCCGAGCAGCAGUCCACAAACCAAUGGGUGACGUCACGUUACGUCCUUUAUAUAAACAGUCUAUGGUUCCAGCAGCCUUUUAGAUAAAGGAGGAUUCUUAGUCUUUAAGUCUUUUUAAGGUGGACUGCACUGUGGUCACUUUACCUUUAUUAGUAUUUAUUGUUUUUCUUUAUUGUACUUCUGUGGAUUGUUUAUUUUUAAUUGUAUUAAUACCACACAUUGGCCCCUCGGGGACAAUAAAGAUUUCUUGAACUUGAUUUAAUGUUUUUAUUAAUAAACUCAGGUCAAACUUGUACUGUUGACUAUAUUAAAAUAACUGAUGGUCAUAUUAGGAAGAGUCUGUCAGAUCAGAGCCUGAACAGCAGAGUUUACAUUACAUUAAAAUAACUUGAACAACUUUAUUCUGAAGGCAGCUUCCGGGCUGCUCGUGCUUGCUGCCGUCACCUUGACGCACUUGCUGCUCAGUCGGCAUGACAACGCGCUCUCGAGGACAAACGGAGAACGGCUGACGGGCGCGAGGAUGGCCGCAGAAGAUGCCCAGUAACGGAAACAGCGGCGGGAAGCGACAGAAGAGCAGCACCGGGAGCAGCACCGGGACGUGCACCGGGCCCGGAGCCGCGGGCGGCUCGGUCCAUGUCCCGACCAUGCAGAGAGCCAGGCCGGUAACGGUGACGGUAACCGGGGUGAGCCUGGCUCUCAGCCUGCUGUCCCUGCUGCUGCUGGUCUCCGCCAUCUCCACCGAUCACUGGUACGAGACCGACACCCGCAGACACAAACUCAACUGCGACGGUUCCGACUCCAACGACCAGAAGAACCGGGAGAUGCCCAUCUACCACCUGCCGCUGGUGGACACCGGGGCCCGGCAGCGGGACGUGGCUCUGAUGAAACCGGUACAUGUCGGUAGCAGAGAGGAGGAGCUGCUGGAGAACUGGAGAGCCAUUCUGGGGAUGGGCAUCCUGGAGACGGACUGCGGCAGGCCGCUGUUCUCCACUCACUACGGACUCUGGAGGAAGUGCUACUUCCAGAACCUGGACCCGGACAUCGACAAGCUCAUAGACCGCGGUAUCGCAGACCGCUGCACUCCUGUGAAGUAUCACUUCUCUCAGCCAAUCAGACUGAGGAACAUUCCUCUGAAUCUGACCAGAACCAUCCAACAGGAUGAGUGGCAUCUGCUGCACCUGCGGAGGAUCACAGCAGGGUUCCUCGGCAUGGCUGCAGCCGUCCUGCUGUGCGGCAGCAUCGUAGCGUCAGUCGGAUUCUUCUGGGAGGAAAGUUUGACCCAACAUGUCUCAGGACUGCUGUUCCUCAUGGCAGGGAUCUUCUGCACCAUCUCUCUGUGCACCUAUGCAGCCAGUAUGACCUAUGACCUUUCCAGGAACCCCCCCUUCAUCUACGGUCUCCCUGGUGAUGUGGAUCACGGCUACGGCUGGUCCAUCUGCUGCGCCUGGGUCAGUCUGGGUCUCAGUGUGGCUGCCGGCUGCCUCGGUACCACCUUCCCCUUCCUGAGCCGGGCCGGAGGCCUGAGCUCCAAGACUGCCAGAGCGUCCUCCGUCUGAGGCGGGGGGGGGGGGGGGGGGCUGAGUGCUACUGCAUCAUACACACACACUGAUACACACACACGGAUACACACACACUGACACACACACUGAUACACACACUGAUACACACACACAGACACACACACUGACACACACACUGAUACACACACUGAUACACACACACAGACACACACACUGAUACACACACGGAUACACACACACUGAUACACACACACUGAUACACACACUGAUACACACACACUGAUACACACACACUGAUACACACACACAGACACACACACUGAUACACACACGGAUACACACACACUGAUACACACACACUGAUACACACACUGAUACACACACACUGAUACACACACACUGAUACACACACACUGAUACACACACUGAUACACACACACGGAUACACACACACUGAUACACACACACUGAUACACACUGAUACACACACACACAGACACACACACUGAUACACACACUGAUCCACACACGGAUACACACACACUGAUACACACACACUGAUACACACACACUGAUACACACUGAUACACACACACACUGAUACACACUGAUACACACACACAGACACACACACUGAUACACACACACUGAUACACACACACAGACACACACACUGAUACACACACACUGAUACACACACACUGAUACACACACACAGACACACACACUGAUACACACACACUGAUACACACACUGAUACACACACACUGAUACACACUCAGGUGAACCUGGAGGUUAAUAAUUAUAAAUAUUAUAAAUAAUCACAUCAGUGGGUCAGUGCUUCAUGUCACUAAUGUAAAUAAUAAUAAUAAUAAUAAUAAUGUAUUAAUGCUGCAGAUAAAUGACGUGUUGAGACUGUGAAGCGUGUUUAAAGUCACGUGUUUAAAGUCACGUGUUUAAAGUCACGUGUUUAUUGUAUGAAUCAUGUGACCACAGU